Molecule: messenger RNA, 1146 nt
Organism: Fragaria vesca subsp. vesca
Lineage: Eukaryota; Viridiplantae; Streptophyta; Magnoliopsida; Rosales; Rosaceae
Product: GATA transcription factor 12-like
Exons: 2
Coding region: 1-1146 (381 amino acids)
Biological process (GO): regulation of DNA-templated transcription
Molecular function (GO): zinc ion binding; sequence-specific DNA binding
Source: RefSeq, a predicted model, not a curated record
AUGGAGGCACCCGAGUAUUUUCAGAACAGCUUCUGCCCACAAUUCGUGACCGAGAAGCGCCACUCCCUCGAUAGCACCAAGGCCAACAACAAUGGCGCCGGUGCAGGCGACAGUUUCAUGGUGGAGGACCUUCUCGACUUUUCUAAUGAUGACGCUGUCAUUACCGACGUUGCUGCGGCUGCUGUUUUUGAUAACGUCACCGGAAACUCCACGGACUCUUCCACCCUCACCGUCAUCGACAGCAGCUCCAAUUCUUCCUCUUUAUCCGGUUGCGAACCCGCCAAUUUCGCCGUUGACUUAGGAGGCCGGAGUUUACACGAAGUCCCCUUCUCCAGUGACCUCUGCGUUCCGUACGACGAUUUAGCUGAGCUCGAAUGGCAGCUCUCGAGUUUCUCGGAGGAGUCGUUUUCCAGCGAGGACCUCCAGAAGCUGCAGCUGAUAUCCGGAAUGAAAGCCCGACCCGACGAGGCCGCCUCCGAGACCCGCCACUUCCAACCCGACCCAAACAACAACCAAAGCAACAGCAACCACAACAACCCUAUAUUCAACUCCGACAUUUCAGUACCCGCCAAGGCCCGGAGCAAACGGUCCCGAGCCGCCCCGGGAAACUGGACUUCCCGCCUCCUCCUUCUCUCACCUACAGAAUCCUCCCCGGAGUCGUCCGACGUCGUCGUUUCCGAACAGCCGCUGCCGCCGUCCAGUGUCGGCAAGAAGACACUAAAGGCCGCGCCCAAGAAGAAGGAGAAUCCGGAAGGCGGCGCCGCCGCGCCCGGGGACGGCAGGAAGUGUCUGCAUUGUGCUACGGAUAAGACUCCGCAGUGGCGUACCGGGCCUAUGGGCCCGAAAACGCUGUGUAACGCCUGCGGAGUCAGGUAUAAGUCGGGCCGGCUCGUGCCUGAAUAUAGGCCCGCAGCCAGCCCGACUUUUGUGCUGACAAAACACUCGAACUCGCACCGGAAGGUGCUGGAGCUGCGGCGGCAGAAAGAGAUGGUGAGAGCUCAGCAGCAGUAUAUACAUCACCAGCCACCGCCGCACCACCAUCAUCACCACCACCACCACCAUAAUCCCAACAUGAUUUUCGACGUUAACGGCGGCGAUUACUUGAUUCACCAACACGUGGGGCCGGAUUUCAGGCAGCUGAUCUAG